This is a messenger RNA of Cuculus canorus (common cuckoo), 2948 nucleotides long. RefSeq names its product sphingosine 1-phosphate receptor 2. The transcript is spliced from 2 exons. Gene Ontology annotation, cellular component: membrane. Gene Ontology annotation, biological process: sphingosine-1-phosphate receptor signaling pathway. Lineage: Eukaryota; Metazoa; Chordata; Aves; Cuculiformes; Cuculidae. The record is from RefSeq and is a predicted model, not a curated record. Gene Ontology annotation, molecular function: sphingosine-1-phosphate receptor activity. The coding region runs from base 565 to 1617 and encodes 350 amino acids.
GAGACCGGGAGGCUCUGGGAGGGACCAGGAGGCACUGGGAGCAGGACUGGGAGGGACUGGAAGGCACUGGGAGGCACUGGGACUGAGCCCGAGAGCGGAACCGGGACUGAAAUUGAGUCUGGGAUUGGGAAGCUCUGGAACCAGGACUGGGAGACACUGGGAUGCUCUGGAACCGGGAAGGAUAGAGACUGGGACCAGGAGCGGUACUGGGGGGCCCAUCCCUAACUGGGAAGGAGGGCACUCGAUACUGGGGGUCUUCCAACCCCUCGUAGAAGCCCCUCAGCAGCCCCCCCCGUGCCCAUCCGCGUCGCUCCCCAAACCGACUCGAGCUCUCACCUUGUGGUGUCACCUUCAGCCGCCAACGUGGGCGAUGGCGACGGCAGAACGGUCCCAACCGGGUGCUCUCCUCACCCCGGAGGUUUCAUCUCUUAUCUCUUUGCCAUCAGGAUAUCCUUUUUUUGAGUCAUUUCUGGUCUCCACAGCCCGGGAACGCCGGCACCAUGUCUUAGCAGCGCUGAGGUCGGUAGGACGGCCGACAAGCGGCGCCGCGGCCGCUGAGGAACCAUGGGGAGCAUCUACAAGGAAUACUUCAACACGGAGAAGAUCCGCGAGCACUACAACUACACCAAAGGAGGCUCAGAAGCAGCCCCGACCACCUCCCGUUGGGUGGUCUCUAUCCUCAUCGUCGUCUUGUGCUGCUUCAUCGUCUUGGAGAACCUCCUGGUCCUCAUCUCCGUUUGCCGCAACAAGAAAUUCCACUCGGCCAUGUACAUCUUCAUCGGGAAUUUGGCUUUCUCUGAUCUCUUGGCUGGGUUGGCCUUCAUGGCCAACAUCUUGCUCUCGGGAGCCACCACCUUCAACUUAACGCCAGUCCAAUGGUUCGUUCGGGAAGGUACGGCCUUCGCCACGUUGGCCGCUUCCGUUUUCAGCUUGUUGGCUAUCGCCAUUGAGCGCCACGUGGCCAUCACCAAGGUCAAGGUCUACAGCAGCGACAAGAACUGCCGGAUGGUGCUGCUCAUCGGAGCUUGUUGGGUCAUCGCCGCUGCCAUCGGGAGCCUCCCCAUCAUGGGAUGGAACUGCAUGAGCGACCUCAGGGAUUGCUCCACCGUCCUCCCCCUCUACUCCAAACGUUACAUCCUCUUCGUCAUCACCAUCUUCACCCUCAUCCUCCUCGCCAUCGUCGGCCUCUACAGCCGCAUCUACUGCAUCGUACGCUCCAGCCACGCCGAGAUCGCCACCGCCCAGACCUUGGCUUUACUUAAGACGGUCACCAUCGUCUUGGGAGCCUUCAUCGUCUGCUGGUUGCCGGCCUUCAUCAUCCUCCUCAUGGACGCUUCUUGCCCCGUCCGAGCGUGCCGGAUCCUUUAUAAGGCGAACUAUUUCUUUGCCUUUGCCACGCUCAACUCGGCCGCCAACCCCAUUAUCUACACUCUUCGGAGCAAAGACAUGCGCCGGGAAUUCCUCCGGGUGUUGUGCUGUUGCGGUGCCGGGCGCCGGGAUCAACCUUCCGCCCGUUGUGGUCUUCCGCUCCGUACUUCCAGUUCUUUGGACCGCUGUACCCCAAAAUAUGAGUUCCCCACCUCACCCAUCACCCGGGAAUGUACCACCUCCGUUUAGGAGGUCCUGGUUGCCCCCUCCCUGUGGUUGCCCAACGGUUGCCCCCGGGGCCGGGAUAAUGGUACAAAGGGAGUGGGAUGGGGAUGGGCAUCAUUCCAGGUACGGAUGGACCGCGCGCCUUCAUCCCAGAGCAUCGUCUUCCUCUGGGCAUCGCUUCCUGCAUCCCAUGGCUGCCGGUACAAUGGUGGUGAUGCUCCAGUUUGGAUUGGUGCUGCUCCAAUUCCAACUGGAAUUCCAACUGGGAAUACCGUAACCGGGACAGCAAGCUAAAGGGAAUGGGAUAGGAGUGGCCAUCAUUCCAGGUACGGAUGGACCACGCGCCUUCAUCCCAGAGCAUCGUCUUCCACUGAGCAUCGCUUCCCGCAUCCCGUGGCUGCCGGUACGAUGGUGGUGAUGCUCCAGUUUGGAUUGGUGCUGCUCCAGCUUGGGAAUACCAUUGGGAAUUCCAACUGGGAAUACCGUAAGCGGGACAGCAAGCUAAAGGGAAUGGGAUAGGAGUGGCCAUCAUUCCAGGUACGGAUGGACCGCGCGCCUUCAUCCCAGAGCAUCGCUCCCUACAUCCCACGGGUGACGGUGACGCUCCGGUUUGGAUUACCAAUGCUGCGCCUCGGGUUGGUGCAGCUUCAACGGGGAAAGCCGUAACCGGGAUAAUUCGGAGCAGGAUUGGGAUGGGCGUCAUUCCGGGUACGAAUGGCCCAGUCACCUUCAUCCCAGAGCAUCCUCUUCCUCUGAGCAUCGCUCCCUACAUCCCACGGGUGACGGUGACGCUCCGGUUUGGAUUACCAAUGCUCCGCCUCGGGUUGGUGCAGCUCCAAUUCGGAGCAGGAUAAUUCGGAGCAGGAUUGGGAUGGGCGUCAUUCCGGGUACGAAUGGACCAGUCACCUUCAUCCCAGAGCAUCGUUUUCCUCCUCCUCCUCCUCCGGGCAUCCUUUCCUGCAUCCCACGGUUGCCGGUAGCAAUGAUGGCGUUGCUCCGGUUUGGUUUGCCGCUGCUCCAGUUGGGAAUGCCAUAACCGGGAAUGCCAUAAGCGGGAAUGCCGUAACCGGAGCCGCACGCGUGUUGCUCUUCCCACGCCCUCUUGGAGCCCCGCGGCAUCCGUGGGACCAGUCGGACCAGUCUUGGGGCUCCUCCCUUGCGCCCAACUUCGCCGCGGGGCGACCGUGGCGCCAGUGGGCAAAUCCUUACCACCCCCCCCACCCCCCCCAAAAUCUGCUCCCCAACACCACGGGGGGGGGGGGGGGGGGGCUCUAUCCGCAGCUCCAACCUUGGAUUUGCCGGAAAAACUGGACUUGGGGAGGGAGAUGGGGCUGAGGAUCACCCCCAAAUCCUCA